Molecule: messenger RNA, 1419 nt
Organism: Penicillium angulare
Lineage: Eukaryota; Fungi; Ascomycota; Eurotiomycetes; Eurotiales; Aspergillaceae
Exons: 1
Coding region: 1-1419 (472 amino acids)
Source: RefSeq, a predicted model, not a curated record
AUGAACCACAGUGGCCCAUUAUUCGUCGCCCAAGAAGCGCUUUGCUUCUACCCUAUCAGCACAAUCUACGACUCUUGUCCAAGGUAUCUUUUCUACGCCUUGCUUGUUGCGAGCUGUGUUACACGUUGGACAGGAUGGUUGGCCGACGUGUUUCUCGGCGCCGCAGCGACAUAUGCUGGCACUGCAGCUAUUGAAGCUUUUAUCCUUGUGGCGAGUUAUUCAAAGAGGAAGGACUUUUCACCUGUCACUAUUCCCUAUAUUUCAAAUGAUACUACUUUAAGAAAUGACUUUCCUCAAGUUGUCACUCAGAAAGACACCAUAUUCCUCCAGCCCGGAGCUAUGGAAUUAGACGGUGACGCCGUCAUGGCAAUAGUAGUGACGGGAUACCUUGUCUUCCUCCCACUGCAAUGCUGGUCUCGUAUCUUGACGCAUGAAAGGGCACGGAAUCUACUCUUCUAUCUAUGGAACAUCCUGAUGCUAGCGGGAUCGAUCUGCGCGCUGGUUUACGCAGCGAACAAGAACGAGAUCCCGACUCAAUACAUGUUCUGUUACCCGGACCUCCCACCAUACCAGUCCACAUCAAGUGAUGGGUGGCAGGCUAGUUGGAGAACUUCAUCAUGGAAUAACAGUGUAUGGGAAAUAUUCUCAAAUGCCACAAGAUGGGCUGAAAUUGGCGACAUUUGCUAUAAUCCUUGCUUCAACUCCAGUCAGAUAUUACGAAAACCAGAAAGUCUGGAGUCGUGGACAGAGGGAAGCGACUCUGAAAUUUCACAGGGAAGUCGAUUUUGGAACAAGCUCAUCUACUCGAAAAGAUACAUUUACAGCUUGAUUAUCCUUUGUUUUAUCUUGAACUUCAUCCUUCUUACCUUCAAGUUUCUGUACAAAUCGCGCAUUCCCUCAGCUCAGAUCGUUGUCAUUUGGAGAGAAAGGAAGAAUAUCUGGAAGAGUUUCAAAUAUGAGUUACGGGAAUCUCUACCAAAACGGUCUGAGUCCGACCGCAAAGAUCAAAGAUCAGAUCCGACCGACUCUUCAUCUCGCUGGAAUCGAAUCAAACCAUUUUUCACCCUGCGAUUCAUAAAAGCUUCAUCCCGUGUCCUAGCAGAUCUUUGUAUCUUAUUUGCUCUCGUUUUCAGUAUGAUCAUCAGUCCAUUAACAGUCAUCGCCUUCAUCGCCUGGAUCGAGUGGUGGAUACACAAUGAUGGGCCUUCUAAGGAAAGCCCGCAACAAGUUGGACAGUGGUCUUAUCUUGUUGGGAUCGCUCUACUGGCUGUUUCUGCUGGGGUACUUACGCUGAAGUAUCGUCUUGCAUCUAAAUCGGAGUUGGAAAAUGAGAUAUCGAGGGUUACGGAGCAUCUUGAAAUGUUGGAACGGAGAAAGAGUGCGAGGAUUGAGUCGGAGACGACUACUUUGAUGCCUUGA